Euleptes europaea (tarantolino) is the source of this 1392-nucleotide messenger RNA. RefSeq names its product homeobox and leucine zipper encoding (gene HOMEZ). Gene Ontology annotation, molecular function: DNA-binding transcription factor activity, RNA polymerase II-specific; DNA binding. The record is from RefSeq and is a predicted model, not a curated record. Gene Ontology annotation, cellular component: nucleus. Bases 1 to 1392 code for a protein of 463 amino acids. NCBI's taxonomy places the organism in Eukaryota, Metazoa, Chordata, Lepidosauria, Squamata, Sphaerodactylidae. Gene Ontology annotation, biological process: regulation of transcription by RNA polymerase II. The transcript has a single exon.
AUGCCCCCGAAUAAGGAUGCCCCAGGUUGCCUCGGCUCCCCUCCCGGCCUGAUCUGUUUGCCCCCUAUCUCAGAAGACCUCCAGCUGGUCUGGACGCAAGCAGCACAGACGAGCGAACUCGAUGGCAACCAGCACCUUCUACAGACUUUCAGCUACUUCCCAUACCCCAGCCUUUCUGACCUGGCCUUGCUCUGCUUGCGUCACGGGCUGCACAUGGAGAAGGUCAAGGCCUGGUUCAUGGCCCAGCGGCUACGCUGUGGCAUCAGCUGGAGCGCGGAGGAGAUUGAGGAGACUCGGGCUCGCCUCAUUUACCACCAGGACCAGCUCCAUUUCAGUUGUCUGCUCGAUGGGAAUGGCGAUGGCUCCUGGCCUCAGUCUUGUAAGAGCCAGGACUACCACCAGCCAGCACCGGCCUCUCUGCACCACCCUGUUGAAUAUGAGAACCAGCAAUGUGACAUCACUUCCUCCAGCCAUUACCUCACUACCCAGGGAACGAGGGAACUUGGGAGAAUCAGUCAGGACUUCUGGGAACAGAAAGGGAAUGGCUUCUCCCACCCUAGCAACGCUCAGGGGAACUGUGAAUCUGCUUUCCAUCGUAACACCAAAGAGACCCUUUCCAGUGCGUUCCUACCCACCGCAACCGCUGGCCUGGAUUACAAACUCCAGAACUCUCACGCAGCGGCCUGGGGCCUCACCAAAGCCCCCCCACAGCCAUCAGAACCGACUGUCGCAUCGGCCGUGAACGGCAAACACCACCCAGUGAUUCCUCCGGCACGCUCCUCCGUCAGAGCUUCCCCGUCGUCAUCUACGGCGACUUCUGUUGAAUCGUGCAACUUCCAGAAUGAUCAGCACCCCGCGCGCGACCAGCAGCAGGUUUCAGGUUGCCUCUCGGAUACUUUGCGCAAACCCAGGCGAAAGACCAAGGAACAGCUGGACAUGUUGAAAUCCUUCUUCCUUCACUGUCAGUGGGCCCGGCGGGAGGAUUAUCACCACCUGGAGAAGGUCACCGGGCUGCCGCGGGCCGAGAUCAUCCAGUGGUUCGGCGAUACUCGCUACGCCCUCAAACACGGUCAGCUGAAAUGGUUUCGGGACAACGCGGGGCAGAUUUCAGAGCCUGCCUCCUGGCCUCCUCAGCCGUCCCAACCUAGUCUUCCAGACACAAAACAGUUGGAGCGAUACUGGGAAGCCUGUCCACAACUGCUGGAUAAUGACUUGCCGUCGCUUUGUCAGGAAUCAGGUCGCUGUCAUUCGCCAGCACCGUAUGAAGUGGAGGUGUGUUUGGAGGACGAUGAGGACGAUGAGGAGGUGAGAGCGGCUAUGUUAAGAGAGGAAGAGGGAGACUAUGAAGAAGAAGACUAUGAAGAAGACGAUGAUGAUGAUUGCACUAUGUAG